AAGUGCCGCAGCGGCCGUAAGGAGGGGCCCCGGGUUCGGCUCCUUAGUCCUGCGGCGGCUCCCGCUCUCUGGCUCCGCGCACCAUGGGCACCCGCGACGACGAGUACGACUAUCUCUUCAAAGUUGUACUUAUUGGAGACUCUGGUGUGGGCAAGAGUAACCUCCUUUCUCGAUUCACUCGCAAUGAGUUUAACUUGGAAAGCAAAAGCACUAUUGGAGUGGAAUUUGCAACAAGAAGCAUUCAAGUUGAUGGCAAGACAAUAAAGGCUCAGAUAUGGGACACAGCAGGACAGGAACGAUACCGAGCUAUAACAUCAGCGUACUACCGUGGGGCUGUUGGGGCUUUGUUGGUUUAUGAUAUUGCCAAGCACCUUACCUAUGAAAACGUGGAGCGAUGGUUGAAAGAACUGAGAGACCACGCUGACAGUAACAUUGUCAUUAUGCUGGUGGGUAAUAAGAGUGAUUUGCGUCACCUGCGUGCAGUCCCUACGGAUGAGGCCAGAGCUUUUGCAGAAAAGAAUGGCUUGUCAUUUAUUGAGACAUCUGCUUUAGACUCUACGAAUGUGGAAGCUGCUUUCCAGACUAUUCUGACAGAGAUCUAUCGUAUUGUUUCUCAAAAGCAAAUGUCAGACAGACGUGAAAAUGAUAUGUCUCCAAGCAACAAUGUGGUUCCCAUCCAUGUCCCACCAACCACUGAAAACAAACCAAAGAUGCAGUGCUGUCAGAAUAUAUAAUUGUUUCUUCUUUCCUAAAAGGCUGUGUAUAUUCCCCAGGUCCAAGAUUUAAAUAUAUUUGUAAUUCUUGUGGUUACUUCUUUGUGUUCAAUUACUUCCUCUUAUUAUUCCUUCUGAUCUUUUUCACGUCUUAACACUUUGAUUUUAGUGUUAAAUUCAUUAUUGCUUCCAAAUGGCUGCAGCAUUGUCACAACUCUGACUCGCCAGUCUUGGUUUAAUAAAUUGUUUGAAAUUCUAAUGGAUUACUUUCCAACAUGAUGACCACUAGUUGGGUUACUAGAAUGUCAUUUUGUAAUCCAGCUCAGAAAUGUUAAUUCUGACCUUCCCAAAACAUUACUGUCAAUGUUAGUGAAUAUCUCUGGCCUAUUUAAACUAGAUCAUCUUUCCCUACUCCAGCUGUUAUGUCUUGCAUCCAAAAAUUGCUUGUGAAACACCCAUUGCUCUUAAAUGCAAUUUUACAGUAAAGCUAAAUGUUUCGGUUACAUCUUGAGGUGGUCAAGGUAUGUGGAUUUUUAUUAGUAAAUAUUAUGGCAAAAACGAUUCUUGUUUUGCAUCGAAGCUGCAGACUUCAUUAUGUGCAAUGGUGCUCUUGAGUUCUAAUUACUGUGCAAAUGAGGUCAUCAUGGGAGGAAGUGCUGCUGGGAGGCUGAAAUGGGAGAUAGUGGUGGGAGCUCAUUCAAGGUGCCUCUUCUGAAAUAAGACAAAGCAACAUGAGCUAAGUAACGGAUUCACUUUUCUCUCUAAUAUUGGAACUUGCAGCACUUUGUGUUGCCCAGGAAUUGCACUCCAUGGUACAGGCAGUAUCAGAGGAUGAGAAAGUUCUUCCUUUCCACAAUGAGUAGAAAACUUGAGGGAUAUUGUAUCAUGUACCCAUAGUUUAUUUAUAUUUGCAAAUGCUUAAUGCUGGGGGUCACCAACUUCCAUGAUGUUUAAAGUCUAAUAGACUGAUUUCAGUACAAAUCAGUCAGUCAGCAGUUGCCAUAGACUGUUGAGGGAUAAGGUUGUGAACUGUGCCUUCUGUCACUACACUGUUGAAAGUACUGCAUAAUACUCUCUCAUCUCCGAACUGUCCACUAAAUGGUUUGAGUUAUUGGCACUUAAACUCCUACAGUACUUAAAAAGCUAUGAAAAACUAUUGGAGCGGGGUGGGUGGGAGGAGAGACAUUCCUCAGACACUGAUACAAUCAACCUGGAACAUCUGUGUGUGGGCAUGUACAAAUUGCUGCAUUUAUCAGCCAACCUUUCUGUCUUGCGGUGCUCAUGAUGUGUAAGGUACACGGAAGGCAUUGCUGUAGUCAGUCAUUUUUUUUUAUCCAUUUCUCCUGUUAGUGUAUCAGUUCUGAAGAUGCUAUUGGAUCUGUUUGUAAAUUACUUUGUAUUUUAUGCACGUUCUGUAACUUGAUUCUUUUUUUUUUAAAUAUUGAUUUAAAAUACAGUCAUUCAUGAUAAUAAAGAAUUACAGGGGACUAUUCCA
Molecule: messenger RNA, 2208 nt
Organism: Emys orbicularis (European pond turtle)
Lineage: Eukaryota; Metazoa; Chordata; Testudines; Emydidae
Gene: RAB11A
Product: RAB11A, member RAS oncogene family
Exons: 5
Coding region: 84-734 (216 amino acids)
Biological process (GO): melanosome transport; exocytosis; neurotransmitter receptor transport, endosome to postsynaptic membrane
Cellular component (GO): postsynaptic recycling endosome; transport vesicle; Golgi apparatus
Molecular function (GO): GTP binding; GTPase activity
Source: RefSeq, a predicted model, not a curated record